Messenger RNA from Drosophila grimshawi, 1524 nucleotides. Its product is annotated as golgin subfamily A member 6-like protein 2. The transcript is spliced from 4 exons. The record is from RefSeq and is a predicted model, not a curated record. NCBI's taxonomy places the organism in Eukaryota, Metazoa, Arthropoda, Insecta, Diptera, Drosophilidae. Bases 82 to 1074 code for a protein of 330 amino acids.
AGUGUUCAUAGAAGACCUCAGCGGAGGCACAUUUCAGCUCUUUUGUUUUAACGCGCUGUUGGUGGUACAGGGAUUCCAAGCAUGAGAUCCCUCAGUUUAUUGCUACUUAGCGCCAGCUGCGCGCUAAUCCUUAGCAUUGCCUACGCCCAUCCGCCCCAAGGGGAGUGGAAGAAGAAAUUAACGUGGAAGGAGGAUUGGGUGCAAGUGUGGAAGACGGUGAAGAAAGAGGCAUGGGAAACGAAAUGGAAGAAGGUUUCGGUGCCAAUAUGGAAGGAAGUUCAGGUGCCCGUUUGGAAAGAGGAACAAGUGCCCGACUGGAAAAUCGUGAAGAAGCCAAAAAUUGAGGAACGGGAAGUGCCCGCCUGGAAAGACGUUAAGGUGGCCGAGUGGAAGAAGGUAACGAAACCCAUUUGGGUGCCCACCAAGGUGGCCGUUUGGAAGGAAAUCAAGGUGCCCGUCUGGAAGGAAAUCCAAGUGCCCUUCUGGAAGGAUAUCCAGGUGCCAGUGUGGAAGGAAGUACAGGUCGCUGACUGGAAGCAAAUGUUCGAGCCACAAUGGGUUAAAAUGGGCAUUCCUGGCGAAAAGUUCCUGGGCAAAGAUCACGAGGGCUGGGAGUACACCAGUCAUGAUCUGUGGCGCAAGAAGCUCGUGUGGAAGCCCGUGUGGAAGAAGGUCUGGCGCACCGAAAAGAAACAGGAGUGGCGCACCGAGAAGAAGGAGGAAUGGCGUACCGAAAAGGUGCAAGAAUGGAAAACGGAGAAGGUGCAAGAGUGGAAGCAGGACAAGAAACUGGAAUGGAAAGACGAAUGGGUGCAAGUGUGGAAGAACUCAAAGAAACAAAUCUGGAUCAAGGAGAAGCGCGAAACGUGGGUAGAGGAGAAGGUACAGAUCUGGCGCACCGAAAAGAAACAAGUCUGGGCCACCGAGAAGAAGCAGGCGUGGAAGGAUGAAUGGCAAUCAAAACAGGUGCCCGUCUGGAAGGAGGUCAAGGUGCAGGAAUGGAAGAAGGUAUGGAAGCCAGUGUGGGAAAAGGUCUGGGUGCCAAUUAGCCACCACGGACAUGGCUGGGACUAAUUAAUUGCUCCCUGAAAAGCCCAACAUAUCGCAGAACUAUGCGACAGCACUGAUAUAUCUGAUAACUGCCCCUGGCCACCAGUUGAUAACCCAAACCCAAAAUAAAUAAUUCUCAAUUUUAUUUUGGCUACAAUUGUUAAUACUUAUAUAAGUCUGCAUUGGUAUAUAUCAUUCAUUCCAAAACCAACAUACACCGAAUGCAUUUCGCUGACAAAUUUUUACCCAUUUUUCCAUUCCAUUCAUUUUCCCAAAAUUCCUCCUCUAUGUCUCUAUCUCUAUCUCUCACUCGUUCUAUAUCUUAAGUGUACAAAUUAGUCAUGCUCGCGUUUGUCUUGAAGUUAUUCAAAUUUAUUAAUUGGCCCUUUGGAUUUGCCACUGAAAUUCAACUUCAAUGAAGAAUGAAUCUCAAAAAUUAUAUAUUAAAAGAAGCAAAAAAUACAAUAAAAAAAA